AUGGUUAAUGCCAUUAAAGGAGUGUUCAUCUCCUGUGAUAUUCCGAUGGCACAGUUUAUAGUGAACAUGAACAAUGGGCUGGCUCCGUCUCAGAGAUUCAUUAUUCAUGUUCUCGACACUACUCACUUGUUUGUGCAACCACAGGUUGAGCAGAUGAUUCGCGCCGCCAUUGCUGAGUUUAGAGAUCAAAACUCUUACGAGAAGCCUACUUAA
This is a messenger RNA of Microthlaspi erraticum, 213 nucleotides long. NCBI's taxonomy places the organism in Eukaryota, Viridiplantae, Streptophyta, Magnoliopsida, Brassicales, Brassicaceae. The record is from the annotation of a GenBank genome assembly.